Python bivittatus (Burmese python) is the source of this 2980-nucleotide messenger RNA. NCBI's taxonomy places the organism in Eukaryota, Metazoa, Chordata, Lepidosauria, Squamata, Pythonidae. The record is from RefSeq and is a predicted model, not a curated record.
UUAGGUGAAGAAGUGGUGAUAAUAUGCAGUUUGCAUUUGCCUGGCGCCAGCUUGACUGGCCCCUGGUAUCUGACUGCCUGUCUUAAAGCUGCAGUGCCUCCUUUUCCAAAACUGGAUCUUUAUGGCAAGUGAGGUUUUUCUCCUUUUAUAAACACGUUUCUGAAACUUGCAAAACCUGUACAGGAGGAGAAGAACCAGCUAUCUGAGCCUGAAUGUCUUGGUUUUCAUGAGUUUUUCCCUUCCCCAGUAAUAUAAUUCAAUUAGAUCUGGAACCGAGUAAGAGUCCAGGAAAAUUUUCUUGGAUGCAAGUUGUAAUAGUCUCAAACUCGUAAGCCUGUUUGUGAGAGGGCAGGGGGCUGCUUACAUGGCCCCCUCCUGAUUCUUUUCUGUGUCCUUUUAACGGGGGGGGGGGCUCAAAGACCCUAAAGCUUUCCUUCAUUUUUUUUUCUAACACCAAUUUUUCUUGUUACGCUCUGAAUUCAGCCUUUUGUAUCUUUCCUAUUGGGAGUUGAUAGAAUUCUUUCUCUUGACUAUUACUGGAACACCAGAUACCGUGGUCCUUGUAAUAGAUGCACAGAAACUCGAGAGGAAAGUUCUGGCUGUCUUUAGCGUUGCUGGACAUGUCCGGAGGAAGUGUUGCUUUGCCAAAAAAGUGACAGGGUUGUUAGGAAUGUUUCUGCUUCAGAGUUAAACCAGUUUUGUUUGGUAGUCAGUUGUGACUAUUUGGGUUCCCUACCAAGCUCUGGGUUCACACAAUGCAGUAAUGCAUGGUUUGCUGAAUUAGCUAGAUUGCAAAGAUUCUUAAAACACCUGAACCAUCAGUCAAACACGUUGGUUGGAUUUGCACAACACACUGAUCCUCUAGCCCAGUACGUUUUAGGUUGUGUGUGGUGCAAAGCCAGCCCUUGAAUGUGUAGCCCUUUGAAUUAGCUUAAGGCUCUUGGAACCGUAGGCCACAAUUACAGGUCUCUUUGGGGCUCUUGAAAGGAGGGAAAAUGGCACUAACCAAACCACGGUGCAGUUUGUUUGGCCUGGAUUUUGUGCAUUGCCCAAACUAAGACUCUGUAUCUGAUGAACCAUGGCUUGGUAUAGCAUUUACUGGUUGAAAACAAUGUCAGUAUUAAAACGCUCUGCAUUCUGUGAACCCAGACUUGCACUGCUGGGGAACAUUGUCUUGUGAGGAAGCUACUUUGAAAUCAACAAACGCCUUCAUAGGUCUGUAGUUUUCCAGGCAUGUUGGUGAGAAAGUUCUAAAUUCAGGGACUGCCUUUUCAGCUGACAAGGGGAACACUAACUACAGGGUAGUUCAUAUUCCUUGUGAGGACCGGACCCGCAGUUGGCCAACCAAAAUCUUGUUGCGUUUGAUGGGAUUAUUCUAAAAUAAAUGAACUUGAAGAUUGUAACUGGUAGAUUCUUUAAGGUGUACCUGAUGGUUGGAUUCACACAACACGCUAAGCCUCUGUAACAGAUUUGUCCUAUGCAUUGCACAAGGGACAAGUAAAGCACUUAUUUGUGCCACACCAUCUUAUGGUUGAACAUGAUGGUCUGGUUGACAUGACAUGCUAAGACAAUGUUAGGGUUCCUAGAAAGACUGACCCGUGGACCACCCUCCCUCAAUGUAGUCAAGUCUAAAGUGUUGGGUCAACCAAACAUGUAUACCUUGAUAGAGGGUUAGUUGUGGCCCGUGGGAAGUCUUCCAGUCAUGAAACUUGCAUUCAUCUAAGACCUGCAGCUUGAUUUCCAGCUCCUUGGCAAAGGAACUUGUCUGUGGCUUUCUGUCAACUCUAGUACCUUUUCCAAGUCAUACAUGUGAGCUUCUAAUCAAUAUUCUACCCUUUGUUCAAAGUAAAAGUGACUUCAUUGGGGUGGUAACCAACUUUUUGAAAACUUGGAUGAUGUUCAUUUGCCUCUUCUUUUUUUCAGAAUCACCACCCCCUCCUUAUUCCCGGCUGUCUCCAAAGGAUGAGCAAAAGCCAUUGGAUCUUUCAGAUUCCACAUUGUCCUACACUGAAACGGAGGCUACGAAUUCACCCAACAUCAUCCCUGGAGACUUUUCAGAUGCCAGCGUGUCGCCUGAUGCUGUGAAGCACAGCCACUGGUGCAGCGUCGCCUACUGGGAACACCGGACGCGGGUCGGACGCCUCUACACAGUGUACGAACAGUCUGUCAGUAUCUUUUAUGACCUACCUCAAGGAAACGGCUUCUGCCUCGGACAGCUCAACCUGGAGAAUAGGAACGAGACGGUCCAGAGGACUCGGAGUAAGAUUGGAUACGGGAUUUUGCUCAGCAAAGAAGCGGAUGGCGUGUGGGCUUACAACCGAAGCGAACACCCGAUCUUUGUCAAUUCCCCAACACUGGACAUUCCCAGCUGUCGAACCUUAAUCGUGCGCAAAGUGAUGCCUGGGUAUUCGAUAAAGGUCUUUGACUAUGAGAAAUCUUGCCUCUUGAAGCAAACCACUGACUUAGAGUAUCCAGAUGGGCCGUACGACCCCAACAGUGUCCGGAUCAGCUUUGCGAAAGGCUGGGGUCCCUGCUAUUCCAGGCAGUUUAUCACCUCUUGUCCCUGUUGGCUAGAAAUUUUGCUCAACGCGAACAACAGGUAGCUGUUGGAUGCUGAGGAGCGAAGCCCAAGGACCCCAAAUAUCAUCUACCUAGAUUUUAAUAUAAAGUUUUAUAUAUAUUAUAUGAAAAUAUAUAUUAUACUUGUAAUUAUGGAGUCAUUUUUACAAUGUCAUUAUUUAUGUACGGUGCAAUGUGUAUAUGGACAAAAAAUGGAAAAUGCACUUUGGCUAAAAGUCUUUCAGUACUACAGUUUUUUUAAAAAAAGGAUGGAAAAAAUAUACAGCAAAUAUUGGAGUAAUGCCAGAGUUUUGGCUGUAUAGUUUUUUAAUAGUAAUACCCAGGCCAAAAGCUAGUACCAGUUGCUCAUUGAUAAUAAACUAUUUGCAUUAUAGGUGCCCCCAGUGUCUUGUUUUUUGUU